AUGGUAAAAAUGAGUCCCUCUUCCUACAUAUUAAUGCUAACUUUUUCUUUGUUUUCUCAAGGCAUUUUACUUUCAGCAACCAAGUCUAUUAGAAAUUUAGAAGAUGACAUGGUAUUUAACACAUUCAGGCUGGGGAAAGCCGUUCAGAAGGAAGAUACUGCACAAAAAACAGUCAUUGCUCCUUCUCUGGAACAAUAUAAAAAUGAUGAGAGCAGUUUCAUGAAUGAUGAGGAAAACAAAAAUUCAAAGAAUGCAGGCUCCAAAUACAAUUUCUUAAAUCAUGGUCUGCCACUGAAUCUGGCUAUAAAACCUUAUCUUACACUAAAAGGAUUUCCAGCUGAGAAUAGAGUUCAGAAUACUGAACCAACACAAGAAAAGAGAGAAAUUGGAGAUGAAGAAAACUCAGCUAAAUUUCCUAUAGGAAGAAGAGAUUUUGACAGUGAGUAG
Molecule: messenger RNA, 447 nt
Organism: Manis pentadactyla (Chinese pangolin)
Lineage: Eukaryota; Metazoa; Chordata; Mammalia; Pholidota; Manidae
Gene: PMCH
Product: pro-melanin concentrating hormone
Exons: 2
Coding region: 1-447 (148 amino acids)
Biological process (GO): chemical synaptic transmission; behavior
Molecular function (GO): melanin-concentrating hormone activity; type 1 melanin-concentrating hormone receptor binding
Source: RefSeq, a predicted model, not a curated record